AAUGAACAUUUUAUUAGAAAAACUUGACCCUUUCGUUUCUAAGUGUGGACUUGAUAACAUGGAUUAAAUUGAAAUACUCAAGGGACCAUGUAAAAAAAUAGGGGUUCGUCCUGCUCAUGUUGUGUUUAUUUGUGGAGUAGUUUCCUUGGCUAGUAUUGUACUUGGAAUUGCAGCACGUUUUUUGUCUACAUUUGUAUCUAUGAUAUAUCCUGCCUAUAGAAGCAUUAAAGCAAUAGAAUCAGGCGGUAUAUAUUAUAAAUAUGAGAUUUUAGAGAAGACUGAUGACAAACAAUGGCUUUCUUAUUGGAUAUUAUUUUCACUUAUUACAUUAGCAGAUUCAAGUAUAGGAUUUAUUUUAGAAUUUAUUCCAUUUUAUCAUGUGAUUAGAUUGGCUUUGUUUGUUAUUCUUUUCCAUCCUUCUUUGAAUGGGGCAGAGAAGGUGUAUUAGGCAGUAAGAUUGUUUAAUAUUAUUUAAAGUUUGUUCAACCAGUUUAUUAGAAAUACCAUAAACAUAUUGAUUAAUAGAUUGAUUAAAUGUCUAAUAAACUUAAAAACCAGAAUAUAUAUUGAU
Paramecium pentaurelia is the source of this 571-nucleotide messenger RNA. Lineage: Eukaryota; Ciliophora; Oligohymenophorea; Peniculida; Parameciidae. The record is from the annotation of a GenBank genome assembly.